This is a messenger RNA of Caenorhabditis briggsae, 1737 nucleotides long. It is a transcript of the gene Cbr-eri-1, whose product is annotated as Protein CBR-ERI-1. The coding region runs from base 1 to 1737 and encodes 578 amino acids. Gene Ontology annotation, molecular function: 3'-5'-RNA exonuclease activity; nucleic acid binding. Gene Ontology annotation, biological process: exonucleolytic trimming to generate mature 3'-end of 5.8S rRNA from tricistronic rRNA transcript (SSU-rRNA, 5.8S rRNA, LSU-rRNA). The record is from RefSeq and is a predicted model, not a curated record. Gene Ontology annotation, cellular component: cytoplasm. NCBI's taxonomy places the organism in Eukaryota, Metazoa, Nematoda, Chromadorea, Rhabditida, Rhabditidae. The transcript has 9 exons.
AUGACAGCAGAACAGAAUCCAGAAGACGAGAAAUAUCUAGAAAGUCUGAAAAACCUUCUCAAAGUCAGCGAGGAGCACGAGACAAAUCAACAGACGAAUGAAGAAGUCGACGAAGAUGACGUGGAAACCGAAGAAUCAGAUAUUCAACCAACGAUUCCACCAGAGCAUCAGAUAGAACCGGCUGAAAGGAUUGAGCCACUUCAAUCGAUGGUCGAUCCGGAUUAUGUUCGAAAAGUGAUUCGAACGAUGGACACAAUGAGUACGGAUCAGUUGAGACAGGCGCUACAGAGAAUCAAAGUUUCAACGGGAGGAAACAAAAAGACGCUUCGCAAGCGAGUGGCACAAUACUAUCGAAAGGAAAAUGCACUGUUGAAUCGGAAAUUGGAGCCGAAUUCUGAUAAAACUCUGCGUUAUUUCGAUUACUUAAUUGCCAUUGAUUUCGAAUGUACAUGUGUCGAAAUCAUCUACGAUUACCCUCAUGAAAUCAUUGAACUGCCAGCUGUCCUGAUUGAUGUUCGAGAGAUGAAAAUUAUCAGCGAGUUUCGAUCAUACGUCCGGCCAGUAAAAAAUCCAAAACUGAGCGAUUUCUGUAUCCAGUUCACCAAAAUCGCUCAAGAAACUGUCGACGAAGCACCAUACUUCCGCGAGGCGCUUGAAAAAUUGAUGCAAUGGAUGAGAAAGUUUGGACUAGGAGAGAAGAAUACAAGAUUUGCUUUUGUGACGGAUGGACCUCACGAUAUGUGGAAAUUCAUGCAAUUUCAAUGCAUUCUAUCCAAUAUCCGAAUGCCACACAUGUUCCGAAACUUUAUUAAUAUCAAGAAGACGUUCAAGGAGAAAUUCAACGGAUUGAUGAAAGGAAACGGAAAGUCUGGAAUCGAAAAUAUGUUGGAGCGUCUUGAUCUCACAUUCAUCGGAAACAAACACAGCGGACUGGAUGAUGCUCGGAACAUUGCUCAAAUCGCAAUUCAAAUGAUGAAGCUGAAAAUUGAGUUGAGAAUCAAUCAAAAGUGCUCGUGGGUGGAGCCAAAGAAUCAGAUCAUAAAAGAUGACGAUGAUCUUGACGACAACGUGGAUACAAUCGAUGUCUCUAGACGUGAUUUUCAACUCUGGCUGCGUCGUCUACCCCUAAAGCUGUCGAGUGUAACGCGUCGAGAAUUCCUGAGCGAGGAGUAUCUGGAUUGUGAAUCUUGUGAUGAUAUGACAGAUGAUAAGCACGAUCGCCAAUCGUUCGCCGAGAAGAUGACGAUUCGUCAGCAAAUCGAAGCACUGGAUGAGGAGGAACGGGAGAAAAUGAAGAAUGAGCCACCGAUCGUCCGCAAUGGACCGCCCAAACCUGUUCCUCCACCGCCUGCCACAACUACACAAGAAAAUGAUGAUUCGGAGAAUGACGAAGAGUUCCUUAGAGAUUAUCAGCGGCAGGUGGAGUUGUUAGAUAUGGAGGAAUCCCUAGACGCUAUCUCUAAUUCGAAUGGGAUUGAGCUGGAGGAGGUGUGGGAGUGUGCCGGAUCGGAGAUGGCUGCAGAAUCUGUGUCACUCGACAACUUGGCGUAUUCCUCAUCAGAAUCGCUUUCCCUUGAACAGUUCCAAUAUCCCACAUCACAAAAUUCAACACAUCCGCCGACACCGGAAACAGAUGUAAUGAUGAAUUCGGACUCGAUAGAAAGUAUGGAGUUGAUGGCUCCACCACCCAAGAAUUCGUUGGCAUCGACAAAUCGGAAUAAUAGCCGAAAUUACUAG